GAAAUGCCUGUCUAAUUGUGCCUGUGGAUUUCCGGUUCCGGUGAGUCAGUGUGUGCCUCUGUGAGUGCGGGAGUCAUUGCUGGCGAGCCGAAGAGAGACUCUUGGCUGGUCGUGAUCCAGCCAUGGCGGACGAUGGCUCGGAGCGGGCCGAUGGCCGCAUCGUGAAAAUGGAAGUGGACUACAGCGUUACGGUAGACCAGCGCUUGCCCGAGUGCGAGCAGAUGGCCCAGGAUGGGAGGCUUCAAGAAGCGAUUGAGACCUUGCUGUCCUUGGAAAAACAGACUCGAACUGCUUCUGAUAUGGUAUCCACAUCUCGUAUUUUGGUUGCUGUAGUGAAAAUGUGUUACGAAGCUAAAGACUGGGAUGCUCUUAAUGAAAAUAUUAUUCUACUGUCAAAGAGGAGAAGUCAGUUAAAACAGGCAGUUGCUAAAAUGGUCCAGCAGUGCUGCACUUACGUUGAAGAGAUCACAGAUCUACCAAUCAAAUUGCGAUUAAUUGACACACUGCGUAUGGUUACAGAAGGAAAGAUCUAUGUUGAAAUUGAGAGGGCUAGACUGACAAAGACUCUUGCAACAAUAAAAGAGCAGAAUGGUGAGGUAAAAGAAGCUGCCUCAAUUCUGCAAGAACUUCAGGUGGAAACGUAUGGAUCAAUGGAAAAGAAGGAGCGUGUGGAGUUUAUCUUGGAACAAAUGAGGCUUUGUCUGGCUGUAAAGGAUUAUAUUCGAACCCAAAUUAUUAGCAAAAAAAUUAACACCAAGUUUUUUCAGGAAGAAAACACAGAAAAAUCAAAAUUGAAAUACUACAACUUAAUGAUUCAACUGGAUCAACAUGAGGGUUCCUACCUCUCUAUCUGUAAGCACUACAGAGCUAUUUAUGAUACUCCUUGCAUCCAGGCUGAAGGUGAAAAGUGGCAACAGGCACUGAAAAGUGUAGUUCUUUAUGUUAUCCUAUCACCUUAUGACAAUGAACAGUCUGAUCUGGUGCAUAGAAUAAGCAGUGAUAAAAAACUAGAAGACAUCCCUAAGUAUAAAGAUCUUUUAAAACUGUUUACCACUAUGGAAUUGAUGCGAUGGACUGCCCUGGUUGAGGAAUACGGAAAAGAAUUGAGAGAAGGAUCUCUAGAAAGUCCUGCAACAGAUGUAUUUGGUUAUACAGAAGAAGGUGAAAAAAGAUGGAAAGAUUUAAAAAACAGAGUUGUGGAACACAAUAUUAGAAUAAUGGCAAAAUAUUAUACCAGAAUUACCAUGAAGAGGAUGGCACAACUCCUGGAUUUAUCAGUUGAUGAAUCUGAGGAGUUUUUGUCCAACUUAGUGGUGAAUAAGACCAUCUAUGCUAAAGUAGAUAGGCUUGCAGGAAUUAUCAACUUCCAGAGACCCAAGGACCCAAAUAACUUGCUCAAUGACUGGUCUCACAAACUCAAUUCACUGAUGGCUCUAGUUAACAAAACUACACAUCUCAUUGCCAAAGAGGAGAUGAUACAUAACCUGCAGUAAUGUGCCUCAGUAGCCUUAAUGCUUUAGGGAGGCAUUGAAAAGUGAUCCUAGAAAGAGACUUUAUCCCACUGUAUAUUUGUUUUUCAUCUCUCCCUUCCAAAUGAAACUUAGAACAUAAUCACUCCUGAAGAAUUGUUGACAAUUAAGUUCUUUUGAUUAUUCAUUUGGUUUAUAACAAUUUUUUUGCUCCAAUUGAUGGAAAAACACAAUAAAAUUGUAUUACCUGUGUAAUAGAAAUGGCCUUUGAUUUAUCACAGUUUGUUCCCAUUUGCCCAGUAAAUACUUCUGGAUUUGUCUGUCUGGGUUAUCUUAGUAUUCUUCCAGAUGUAUAUGUUGUAAUAUAUUCUGUUCUUUUAUAACCAAAUGUAACAGGAUAAUUUAUCAUGCAUCUAGAGACUUCAAGCAUAGAACUGAAUUAUUUUUAUUCCAUGCUCUAGUAUGUUUUAAACAGAAUGUGAUCUAACAAAUGUAGCAUGGAUUUGGUUGUAGCUCAUCUUUCUAUCUGCUGCGAGUAAAUGUCUUACCUUUCAUUUGACUUGUAUUUAGCUACAGUAAUGUGCAAGUAGCUUUUUCAAACAUUUUAUAGUAUUACAGAUGGUUCAUCUUAUAUUCUUAAAGAGACUAGCUAGUCUGUUUCGGUUCUUUAAAAUACUUUUAAAUGAAAGUAGAAUGUAAAUAAGCCAACGGGUAUUCUAGCCCUCCAUUUGGUAAGUGGCCAUAUAGCCCUAGGGUAUGAUCCCAUAAACUGGAAUCUGUUUAACUCCUUAAGAGGAUGUCACUUUUGAAAUUAAAGUAGAUGAGCCAUGUUUGGAUGCAAAACGUAUUGUUUUAAAUUGUUUCCAAGUUGCAUUUGAAGAUUCUCAAGUCUGCUUCUAACCAGAGAUCAGCAUUUAUCUCUAAGUGCCUUGGAUACUUUGGCAGGGGUCCCAAGAGCCACUGCUAAGUCCUGCCUACCCAAGGGUGCUUUGGAUUUCUUUUUCUUGAACAGCAGCUACAUAGCAAAGGAGAGCUAAAAGCAGAUUGUCAAUUGGUAUGGGGGGAAUGGAAUCUGCUGUUCAAGGAAGAAAACAUCUGUGACAGUGGGCAUGCUCAAACCUUUUGGAUCUUGGCCCUUAAGAGCAGAAAAUAUCUGUCCUCUUAUGCUGUUAUGUUGCCACCCCAUUUUCCAUGGCAAAAUGUAAAUAGGUCAGUUGCAUGUCAAGAUAAACUUGAUCUGGAUGCAUUAUAAGACUUGCCAAUGCAAAUAGGAACCUUUAUAGGAUGAUUUUAUUUGUUACAUUUGUAUCCUACCCUUCUUCAAAAGGGCUCAAAGCACAUACCUGAGGCUCUCAGGUGAUCUCCUGGCUAACUAUUGGCCAGACCUGUUUAGCAUUAGAGUGGAACUAAUAUCAGGUGCUUUCAAAUGUGUUCUAGACUUUUUUCCUGUGACUAGAAGAGAGUCAACAUUUUAGAGAUGUGUUUAUAUAUAAAAUGUAUUGGGUGAAAGGGUUAAUGAUUUCUGUGAAUAUUGUCUUGUAGAUCUUGCAUAAAAUAGAUGCAAGGAA
Hemicordylus capensis (graceful crag lizard) is the source of this 3037-nucleotide messenger RNA. RefSeq names its product proteasome 26S subunit, non-ATPase 12 (gene PSMD12). The transcript is spliced from 11 exons. Gene Ontology annotation, cellular component: nuclear proteasome complex; proteasome regulatory particle, lid subcomplex; cytoplasm. The record is from RefSeq and is a predicted model, not a curated record. Lineage: Eukaryota; Metazoa; Chordata; Lepidosauria; Squamata; Cordylidae. Bases 123 to 1493 code for a protein of 456 amino acids.